Molecule: messenger RNA, 4442 nt
Organism: Centruroides sculpturatus (bark scorpion)
Lineage: Eukaryota; Metazoa; Arthropoda; Arachnida; Scorpiones; Buthidae
Gene: IntS8
Product: integrator complex subunit 8-like
Exons: 25
Coding region: 364-3351 (995 amino acids)
Biological process (GO): snRNA 3'-end processing
Cellular component (GO): integrator complex
Molecular function (GO): protein binding
Source: RefSeq, a predicted model, not a curated record
CAGAUCUGGCAACGCUACACAUGUGUAGACAUGUGCGACUAACGAUGGCGAAAGUCUUCGUCAUCGUAUGUACUUCCGUCUAUCAUCACCAGGGAGCGCCACUGCUUAAUCUGCUAGACUGUCAGGCCGAUAUAGCAGUGUAACUUCUACCCUCCCGUAACCCGAAAAGGAGGUAGACGAAGGCAAUCUGGGCAAAGAAAAGGGAAGAAAGAAUUGUCCGAGUCUGACUAAAGAAGGCGACCGUUGCACGUAGUUGAGUUUGGUCGUUGAUAAAGUCGAACGCCAAGGGCAGAAGUGCAACAAAGAGCACAUUUCGCCGCAGGAGUUAAUUCGGCCCGCCGACGACCACCCGAUCGGGACCGGAUGAAGAUGAACCGGUCGAAUCCGGCGUCGUCCAGACCUUCGACUCCGGCCAAAAUAUUGUGGUUCGAAUUUCUGCUGGAACCUUCGCUGCUAGAAAAGCAUCUGGCUCUUCCCAAUCCGGAUCCACCUGUUACGGAAUUAAUUAUUCAAUUCCUGACAAAUGUUUCGAGUUCUUCGUCACUGGAACAGAAUUCGAAUACUGCAAAUGUAAAUCUUUCUACCAGUAAUACUGGUGGGGCAUCAACUCAAGAUCCUGAAAAUAUCACUUCUAAAUUAUCUACUGAACAGGAGGCCGAAAAUAAAAAGAGUCUUGCUUUAAAGUUGUUGGCUUUAAAAGCAGCUGCUUUUCUGAAAUGGAAUUUGAAUUUAUUAGAAAAAGUACUUCCACUGCCAAUUCAAGAAAAUUUAAUAAAGGACUUGCAGAAGAUACUUUUGAGUUCAGAUUGUGAAUCUAUGGAACAGAUGGACAAAGAAUCGUUACUACCUGAUACACUAUUUGCUAAUAUUCUUUAUUACAGAUGGAAUCUACGUGCAGUAAUUAAGAGUUCAUACCCAGUCAGAGGUCAGAAAGGCUUAACUGUUCAAAUACCUGGCCAAGUAGAUCCAACAUUUGUACCACAAGAUGUAACAGAAUCAAUUAUCAGAAAGUUAAGUGAGCAAUGUGAUCAAUCUUGUAAACUUUUGGAGGAAGUACUAAAAAAGGAGGAACAUAUUCGCAUGCCUUUGAUGAAUUGUUUAGGAACCGUUAGUGAGGAAGCUCCGAAUCCAAAUCAUAAUUGGAAAAAUGGAAUAUUGUUAAAUAAAGAUGAAAUACAGUGUCAGUUAUCUUACGAUUUGGGAUGUUAUUAUUUCCAUCGAGAAGAAUAUAAGAAGGCAGGAGAAUAUUUUACAAAUUCAUCAUCUCUGUAUCCCAAGAUGAAAAAUUCUUUAUAUUGCCAAAUUGAUGAAGCAAAGUUGAAAGGUUACUUCAAUGCUGUUGCCCAUUUGACAAAACGACAGUCUUCAUUGGAAGUUGCAUCGCUACAGGAACGAUUACAAAAGUCAUUAAUAAACAAUUAUGAGGAUUUAGCAAAUAUAUUAAUGGAGGAUAACAUAAAGCGACAAAUUCCUUUAGCAUUAAGAGACGCAUUAGAAAUGGAAAUACUUCAGGAUGGCAAAUCAAUGAAUGAAAUGUAUUUUAAAGUAAUCGUGCUGAAUGCAAUUCGAAGAGUCAUAGCAGCAGAAUUAGUGCAUAUGAAUUUUCAGAUUGAAAUUAAGAACAAUGAGAAUAUAAUAGUAGAUACGUUGUCAGAGGCUGUGAAAAUGAUAUUUAUUAAUCUUACAAAUGUACAGAAGAGCUUAAUGAAGAAUUUCAUAAGGAUGCUCUAUCAUUCGUCUGGUAAUAUUGCGAGCCAGUUGAAGAAAAAUGAUGUUGUAAAGAACUUGUUUGAUCGGACAGAAAUUGAUAAUUUGUAUAAAAAUAAAUUGAAAACUGAUGUAAACAAAGAGUUACUUCUGUCAAAACAGAACUUUACAGAUGAUAUUUCUGUCGUCGUUGGACAACUAGAACGAGAACUACUUUCAGCCUCUUCGCCCAAAGUGAUAUGCUCUCUUGUAAAACGGUUGCAGUCGAUUAGUUCUAAACCACUUUCCAAGCUUUAUCAUAAGUGGGAACUCCCUCGACAUAUUGCUUCUCUAGUAAGAAACGUUCAGUCAUCAGAAGUCAUUUAUAUUUUAUUGGCUAAAGCUAAAGAACUCAGAACAGUCAAAAACUACACUCGAGCUCGAGAACUAUAUAGAAUGAUUCAGGACGAAUUGAGAAGCGGAGCAUCACGUUUGAAUUGGCUAAUAGGUUGGGAACUUCUUCACACUGAUCUUUUAGAAGCCAUUGAAACACCCAUUUAUAAAUUUCAAGAUCCCAAACAAUGUCAAGAAAUUAUUCAGAAGGCAAAAUCCUGCAUAAAAUCAUAUUAUCAAGAAAGAGAAACUCCUCCGGAUGUUUUUCUGGUUGAUUUAUCUGCCAUUGUUUUAUUAAACCUCAGAGAUUGGGAUACAUUGAAUGAAAUAGAAGGAAGACAAGAUGGAUAUGUUGGAUUGUCUUGUCUUCUAUCUUCUGUCUGUCGAGAUAUCUGCGCCAAUAAAGGAAGUAGAACCUCUGCCAGAGACUUAUGGGAUGCUGUGUUGCCAAUAUUUUCAAAUAUAAAUAUUCAGCACAAAAGAAGUAAUUCUGGCAUAAUAAAAGAAAUGCAGAGAGAAGCAAUGCACAGUAUUGUAUCCAGGUCUCAUUUUCUUCAUUUUACUGGAAAACUGGUGGACACUCUGGUCUUAACAGUGGUAAUCUCGUGUCUUUCCAAGUUAUACAAUAUACUGAAGGAUAAUUCUAACGGUGAAAUAUUUUUAGAGUAUUCAGCAUUGUGGCCUGCCGUCGUCAGCAAUUCAAGCACAUUUAAUGUGCAAGCAGUGGGUGACGCUCUGCAUGAAGUACUGGGACAUGCACUGACCGUUCAUCCCACUCACUCUUCUUGGUUAAAAACCAGAGGCGACUUUAUGUAUGUUCGGGGUCAUCACGCUGCUGCCACCAAGUAUUACCUAUCAGCGGCCAUGGUCAGCAGUGACUACUUCAGCCAGCCCCUGCCACGGGCACUCUUCGAUGAUGCUCAGUACAAACAUAUGAUCCACUGUUGUACCAAACUCCAGUGUCACACUCAGGCAGCUGUUCUCGGACAGUGUGUGGAAGAUCCAGCCUAUUCUGCUAUUUUUAAAUCUCUGGGAGAGAAGAUCUGUAACGAUAGCUGCGACACCUUUUAUCCCUGCAUUUGGGAUGUGACUCUUCUGGAAUAUCUGAUAAAUCUUCAUGCCCGUCGUGGGGAGGUUGACCGCAGACAGUUGGCCAUACACCUGAUAGGACAGUUGGAACUCAAUUCCAAUAAUAAUGAAGAAAUUCAGCAUGAAGCUGAAAAUGUCAGGAGAGGAAAAUUUUUUAGAGCCAUGGCUUUACAGUAUUUGUAACAGAAGGUGCUGUUUUCUGCCUUUUUAUAAUUAUUAAAACAUUUGAGUAAAGUGUUUAAAUUCUAUAGUACAUGGUGUACUUGGUGAGAAAGUCAGAGGGAUGAAAAAUAAAAGGGAUGUUGAAUGAUGGAUGCAUGGAUGCAGUCCAUACAUUGUUGUCAAGGGAAUAAUCAUCUGACCUGACAGAUGGAAUGGUUAAGCUGGUGAUCGUAUCAUGUUUGGAAAAAUUAUAAAUUUUGUUGGCAGUGAGUGGAUGGGAAAGAAUUUUUACUUCUGAUCGUUCUCUGAGUUUUAGAACAAAGUUGGGAUGUUUUCGAGUCAAACUGACAACAGAAUAACCUUUGGCAUCAGUUAAGAGAGAAAUUAAUAGGAGGUGCAGGAUUUGUCAGUUCUGUUCCCAGAGUGGUUCUUUGCAAGCAAAAAAUAUUGACAAUAUCCAAAUGCUUUGCAAAAUGAUGUACAAAAAUGUAUCUUAUUCAAAUAUUUCCUCUAUUUCAUAUUUCUCACCUCUGGAAAUGAUACAGUGGACCGAAGUUGAAUGCCUUUCAGUUAUUUCAUCUGUUUUCACCGUUUAAGUUUGGGCAACUCCAAAGAGGUUUUUAUAGCAGUAAGAAUGUCCAACAACGACAAUUUGGUCCGAAACAGUGAAUUUUUGUAGUUCAGACAAUAUUUCUAUGGUUUAAUGGGUUGAAAGAAAAAGAAUUCUUUGUAAAAAAAGGACUAACUUAACCCGCACCCCUUAUUGCUCCUAAAUUUGAGCAAUUUUAAUUUCCUUUUACACUUCUGGUCGUUUCCAAUUGGCCAGAUUUGUCACGACAUGAUGGAAAACCAUUGCAAGCUUAGAAUUCAGUUUCCACCGUUAAGACUGGUCACGUGGCAAUGGAAUCUGGCUGCUGUUUAUGGGUGCUGAAAGGUUAGUUUUUCUAGUUUCCAGGUGGUGAUCACUCAGAAAAGAGCAAACUUAAUACAAUAAUCAUUUGUUUUUAUUUUUUACAUUUAUAACUUACAAAUAUUUUAUCUAAACACCAAUCGUAUGCCGAAAAUCUAUCGGGCUAGUUUUAGGCUAAUUACUAAAUGAAUUACGUAAUCAA